AUGGUCCUGCCAUCCUCUUGCUCGCUCAAUGCUACAGGGCAGACACAGUUCAUGGAGAGGGGACACCGUGACACGGCCCCAAGUGGCCCCACGGGGACAGAGCCAGGACAGCACUCGAUGGCGCCCGAUGGGCCCCUUGUCUUUGCUGGCUCAAGCCCAGACAACGUGGGCUUUGCCAGCACCUUUUGGGCCUCAGCCGUGCCCCCACCACCCCUUGGGUCCUGUGGAGCCUCUGCCACCCUUCAAAAGAGAAGUACUGCUCUCCAGGACCCACAACUUCCCAGAAAAAGUGAGAAAAGCAAUGAGAAAGAGAGAAUCUCAGAAGAUCAAAGGGUGGAGAAAACUAAAGUAAAAGAACAAUACCUUCAGCAGGCCAGGAGAAGAGAAGAAAUACUGUCCCUCCUCAGGAAACAGAGAGAAGAAAGGAUUGCAAAAGAGCUGAUUUCUCGUCCAUAUAAGCCAAAGAUGAAAACCGACCAAGUAAGGUAA
Messenger RNA from Cuculus canorus (common cuckoo), 489 nucleotides. It is a transcript of the gene HOATZ, whose product is annotated as HOATZ cilia and flagella associated protein. The transcript has 5 exons. The record is from RefSeq and is a predicted model, not a curated record. NCBI's taxonomy places the organism in Eukaryota, Metazoa, Chordata, Aves, Cuculiformes, Cuculidae. Bases 1 to 489 code for a protein of 162 amino acids. Gene Ontology annotation, biological process: cilium assembly.